Molecule: messenger RNA, 3676 nt
Organism: Labeo rohita (rohu)
Lineage: Eukaryota; Metazoa; Chordata; Actinopteri; Cypriniformes; Cyprinidae
Product: deoxyribodipyrimidine photo-lyase
Exons: 9
Coding region: 269-2725 (818 amino acids)
Biological process (GO): entrainment of circadian clock by photoperiod; circadian regulation of gene expression
Cellular component (GO): cytoplasm; nucleus
Molecular function (GO): DNA binding; FAD binding
Source: RefSeq, a predicted model, not a curated record
GCUGUUACGUACUCACCAUGCUUCUUCUACUAAAGUUUUUUUGUAGUUAAUGUAAUUAAUCAACUCAUCAUUAAAUCCAUUUUCGAUAAUGAAACAAACGGAUGUGAUAUACACAAAAGUAAGGCGGAAUUGAUGAAGUUAUAAUCGGUUAUGAAACCCCCGCAGCAGCAGCUUGUGUAACCUGUCAACUCAUCAUUCAUUCAUUCGUUUUGUAACACAGCUUCGGGGAAACAUUGUGUCUGUCAGUUGACGUGUUUCCUCGAAGAGAAUGUCUGUAAGUAGCGACAUGAGGUCCGUGUCUCGGGUCCGUGAGCUGUUGAAAGAGCUGAUGUUGGGUCGUGAGGAUCCGGACGGGUUUUUCUGUCUGUGCUUAUCUAUGCUUGGAGACACAGACACCCGAACACACUUUCUGGACCUUGUCGAACCCCUUUUAUCUGGACAUGAACGUCUACACAGUCAGCUGACUGCAAUCUUUCUGGAGUACUUCUCUAAGGAUGAAGCAGAUGAAUUAGAUUUGGCCUUGACACUCUCUGUUUAUGAAACCAAACAAACCAAACCAGAUCAUCAGCGUCAUGUGCCUCCCUGUUACAAAAGCUAUGCCGACACAACUACAGAAACUUCAGGUGUUGAUCAGGCAAAUGUCAAUGAUGCUGUAGUACCAGAGAACCAGGCUGUUGCAAAAUGGACACUAGAUACUAAUGUUCAUAAAAACACAUGUGCCAUUAAAAACACAAAUAAACACAAUGACGAUCUCAAGGUCACAAAGUCAACGAGGUCACAAAAGCGUCGUCAGCGUAAACAACAGCAUUUGUUAAAAAGCCCAUUGGGACCACGACCAGUUCUCCUCUGGUUCAGAAGGGACCUCCGCAUGUGGGAUAACCCUGCUCUGAUUGGCUGCCUAGAGCUUGGUGCACCUAUCAUUCCUGUCUUCUUAUGGAAUGCAGUGGAGGAGGAGGGUCAAGGGGUUACUGUGGCAGCCGGUGGGGCGUCUAAAUACUGGCUGCAUCAGGCACUAGUGAGUCUGAACUGCUCUCUGGAGCAGCGUGGAAGCCACUUGGUGACCCUAAAGGCAGAGGCCUCAUCUUUGAUAGUGCUGCAAGAGCUGAUCGCUGAGACGGGGGCAGCGUCAGUUGUGGCAACGGCCCUGUAUGAGCCGUGGCUGAAGGAAAGAGAUGAUAGUGUGUGGGAGAAACUGGAGAAACAAGGUGUUAAGUGCCAUAUCUACCACUCAUACUGCCUUAGAGACCCCUAUACGGUCAGCACACGGGGCGUUGGACUACGAGGUAUCGGUUCUGUCUCUCACUUCAUGAGCUGCUGCCAGCAGAAUCCUGGGAGUGGACUGACUGCUCCGCUGGAUGCUCCCGCUGCCCUGCCUGCUCCCUCAACAUGGCCACAGGGAUGCCCACUUGUUGAUCUGGGACUGGCACGCAUGCCACGCAGGAAAGAUGGCACAGAGAUUGACUGGGCUGCAAACAUUCGAAAAUCAUGGGACUUCAGUGAGGAAGCAGCUCAGGCUCAUCUUGAGGCCUUCCUGCGAGAUGGUGUGUACCGUUACGAGAAGGAGUCAAGUCGUGCGGAUGAGCCCAACACCAGCUCUCUAUCUCCUUAUCUGCACUUUGGGCAGCUGAGUGCACGCAGCCUAUUAUGGGAUGCCCGUGGAGCUCGCUGCAGACCUCCUAAAUUCCAGCGCAAACUGGCCUGGAGGGACCUGGCGUACUGGCAGCUGUGUCUUUUCCCAGACCUGCCCUGGGAGUCCCUCAGGCCACCGUACAAGGCUCUGCGCUGGAGCUCAGAUCAUGUCCAUCUGAAGGCAUGGCAGCGUGGAAGGACAGGAUAUCCACUGGUAGAUGCAGCAAUGAGACAGCUGUGGCAAACUGGCUGGAUGAACAACUACAUGAGACACGUGGUGGCUUCCUUCCUCAUUGCUUAUCUGCAUAUUCCUUGGCAGGAAGGAUACCGCUGGUUUCAGGACACACUGGUAGAUGCUGAUGUUGCCAUAGAUGCCAUGAUGUGGCAGAAUGGAGGAAUGUGUGGACUGGAUCACUGGAACUUCGUCAUGCACCCUGUUGAUGCAGCACUGACCUGUGACCCCUAUGGCGCCUAUGUGCGGCAAUGGUGUCCUGAACUGAAGGCACUUCCUGAUGACCUCAUCCAUAAACCCUGGAAGUGUCCAGCAUCAAUGCUGCGUAGAGCAGGUGUGGUUUUAGGCACCAGUUACCCAGAGCGGAUCGUUGUUGACCUUGAGGAGCGACGUGCACAGUCUCUACAGGAUGUUGCGGCGGUAAGAAGGCGUUUUAGGCAGUUUGUUGACCAGCGAUCAGGCUGUGACAUGGUGCCUGUUCCUGCAAGGCUGGUUCAAGAAGCUCUGGGCAGUAUGGAGGAUGUUGUGAGUCAUGAAGGAACUGGCUUUCUCCUCCCAGUCAUCACCCGCAUGGAGUUUAAACACCAGUCGGAGGAUCCAGACAGGCAAGAUAACCCAUACAACGCUGUGCUGAAGGGCUACAUCAGCCGCAAACGGGAUGAAACCGUUGCCUUCCUAAACGAGCGAGACUUCACAGCCAGCGUGAUGUGUGAGAGCGCACAGCGUAGAGAGAGGUUAGAGAAGGACCGGUGUCUUCUGGAGGGCCUGCCUCAGCCCACAGUUUCACACAGCCGGGCGAGACGUACCCAAAUCAGAGACCCUUACAGCAAAGUGCCUGGAGGUGUCGCUGUUCCCCACAGAUAACAGCCUGACAUGUUAAGGUUGUAAUUUAGUACUGACCUGAAUAAUAUAGUUUACAUAAAAGACAUUUACAUAUAGUCCACAUGAGAAAAUAGUUGAAUUUAUAAAAAUUACCCGUUCAAAAGUUUACAUACACUUGAUUCUUAAUACUGUGGUAGCAUAUUCUGUAGCUUCUGAAAGGCAGUACUAAAUUAAGAAAAUAUGAUAUUUAGGCAAAAUAAGAAAAAUGUAAAGUUUAUACCAAUGCACACAAUGCAUUGUUUUUCCUUCUGGAGCAUCAGUGAAUGUUUGAACCUUCAGUUGUCCUUAGUGUGAAAAGAUGGAUCUCAAAAUCAUCCAGUCAUUUUUGGAAAGGGUUCAAAUACACAGAAAUGCUGAAAAACUAAAGAAUUUGUAGGACCUUGAAGGAUUUUUCUGAAAAACAGCAGGCAGUUUAACUGUUCAGGUCAAACAAGGGACUACCACUAAACAAAAAAAAAAAAACACCAGCUGUGUAUUAAGAAUCAAGUGUAUGUAAACUUUUGAACGGGGUCAUUUUUAUAAAUUCAACUAUUUUUUUCAUGUGGUACUAAAUUUUCUCAGUACUAAAUAAAUAACAUGCAGUUUGUAUGAUCCCUCUUAUUUUGAUAAAAUAACAUUUUGCAGAUUCUGCAAGGUGUAUGUAAACUUUUGACCUCAACUGUACUUCUCUAAGUUCUUUUAAUACAUCUAGACAUCAGAACAACAUACUUUUGACAUUAUUUAGACUUAUAAGCAACUACAUUAGAAAAAGUAUGGUCUGUUUUGAUUUCAGUUAACUACAAAUGCAGCAUAAGCAAAUUUCCUAUCCUGUACAAACAAAUCCAUCAUGAUUUGGAAACUGUUAAAUAUUUAACAUAUUUAUGACUUAACUUCGUUUUCUUUAAAGGUAUUUUAUAAAACAAUAAUACUUAAAAUAAUUAAUUUGCAGGCACU